UUAAUGAGAGCUGAAAUGGGAAGCUAACAACGACCAGAAGUUUCCGGCUCAAAGUUUAUCAAAGCAAAUGCAUGAUAAUGCACCGAGUCAACGCAAGAUAAAAUAGCCGGUCCCAGCUUUUCUUUUACACCCCAGCGGGGCUGCAGCUGGUAGAGGCUGCGGCUGCAGAGGAGGAGAUGGCCAGCCUGAACUGGAAACCGUUCAUCUACGGAGGGAUGGCCUCGAUUGUCGCAGAAUUCGGCACAUUUCCUAUAGACCUGACAAAGACCCGGCUGCAGGUCCAGGGUCAGUCCCAGUACACAGAGGUACGCUACAGAGGCAUGUUCCACGCCCUCUUUAAGAUCGGCAAAGAGGAGGGUAUUAAGGCGCUUUAUUCUGGGAUUUCCCCCGCUUUACUGAGACAAGCAUCUUAUGGGACAAUCAAGAUAGGAACAUACAAUUCUCUGAAGAGGUUCUUUGUCACUCACCCAGAAGAUGAGACCAUGGUCAUCAAUGUCUUCUGUGGAGUUGUGUCUGGAGUGCUGUCUUCGUCUCUUGCCAACCCCACGGACGUCCUCAAGAUCAGAAUGCAGGCGCAGGGCAGCCUGCUGCAGGGAAGCAUGUUGUCCAACUUCGUCAACAUCUACCAGACGGAGGGCACCAAGGGGCUGUGGAGAGGCGUCAUCCCGACGGCACAACGGGCAGCCAUCGUAGUCGGGGUGGAACUUCCAGUCUAUGACAUCACCAAGAAGCACCUCCUUCGCUCUGGCGUCAUGGGCGACACCAUCCUGACCCAUUUCAUCUCCAGUUUUACGUGCGGCCUGGCGGGCGCGCUGGCGUCAAACCCCGUGGACGUGGUCAGGACGCGGAUGAUGAACCAGCGGGUUUUGUCUGGGAGCCCCAUGUACAAAGGCACCCUGGAUGGGCUGAUGAAGACGUGGAAGAACGAGGGAUUCUUCGCCCUCUAUAAGGGAUUCUGGCCCAACUGGCUGCGACUGGGACCUUGGAACAUCAUCUUCUUCAUCACCUUCGAGCAGCUGAAGAAGCUGCCGUUCUAACGGGAGCCGAGCGCGGGACCGCACUCGCCGCUGAGACUGAAUCGGAGACGAGAGGAGCGUGAGCACAGCAGCUUUGUUUGUUACCGCCACACUCACACCCCCCUCAAAUCAACGGGAACGACGCAUCGUACGGAUCACGUGGCCAGAUUCAGAUCUUCUUUUGUAGGGUUUUAUUUAUCGUCCGUUUCUGUUUUUGACAACGUUUGUAUGACUGUUGCGUUUGAAGUCCCACCUUUGACACUCCUCAGGCACCUAAGUGUGUGCUUGUAGCAGAGGAAAGAACGUUGACAGAUUUCUUACUCUGUGCUCGGGAUUCCCACUGGAGUCUCGAGUAUUUAUUGAUAAAAUAUCUGUUCAGAUUUCUUUUUAAUAAUGAUGUUGGAAAGAUAAUUGAACUGUUGAAUGUUACAGAUUAAUGUAAAAGAGCAGAAGAAUUGACAGGUUGACCACCACAGGUGGUUGAUGUAAAAAAGAGAGGAAAUAACAGCUCUCUGAAAAAGUUAAGGUCCGUCCACGGCAAGAGGAAAGGUUUUAUCCACAUUUCUGUACGAGCCGAAGUCGGUUUUUUGUUAAUAUCAGGAUAAACUCCAUUAGUAUGGAGCCAAAUCAAGGCCAAAAGUUUUGCUAAUUUGAAAAUAAAAUUGUAAUUGGAAAAACUAAGAUUUGAACCUGAAAAUUCAAGUUUUGAUCAUGAACUUAUUUUUUUACAGUUUCAAUUUUUUUUUUUUUUAGUAUCAGAUCUUUUUUUCAGUUUCAGAUCUUUUUAUUUCAGUUCAGUUUCAUGAUUCCACGCCCCCUACGCCAGAUCAGGGCCAAAAGUCUGAAACUGGAAAAAAACCUGAAAAAAGAUCUGAUACUGAAAAAAAAAAAUUGAAAAUAAGUUCAUGAUCAAAACUUGAAUUUUCAGGUUCAAAUCUUAGUUUUUCAAUUACAAUUUUAUUUUCAAAUUAGCAAAACUUUUGGCCUUGAUUUGGCUCCAUAAUUAGCACCAAAGAUCGCGCGGCAGGGUAUCGUUGGUAAAUCUAGACCCUUUUUUUUGUGUAAUUUGUGACCAAAUACAAUAUAAAUUGAACCUGUACUUACCAGUCACCUGUUUUUUCUGACUUAAGGCAGAGUUCCUACCUACAGCAUCAAUUUCCAGAAUCCAUAAACUCGGCAUUAAAUUAUUCUCAAAAUAAAUAAUAUGAAUAAUGAGAAGAAAGUGAUUUGAUGGAAGUUUCUCUGUCUUGUUCUUCUGUUCUUGGUGUGGACGGUCCUUUAGGCUCCCCCGGCUGUGACGCCACAAAAAAAAGGUCAUUUCAAAGGGCCCAGUUUUACAACAACACAUCUAUUACAUCUAUUUAUUCUUUUUUAUAAUUUUUAAUAUUGUCGUUGAUGAUGGAAAAGACAUUAGAACACCAACGAUCUUAAAAGCCUUUCAUGUUUAAACAUCACAAUUCUGAGCCAAAGCCUCAAAUGAGGGGAAAAAAGAGAGACACUUGCUUUUUUUGAAUUAAAAUAUUUAUGCCUAUAUUAUUUUAUUUUUUUUAAACAAAACUUGAGUAAUUUCACAGGAAUCGGUAGAUUCUUGUGAGAUUGUUCCCUCUGGACGCGGUGAGACGGCGGGCAAGACUUCUGUAAAUGUCUGUACAGACGCACUCACGCGUAGACGUGGGUGUAUUAUAUUUAAAGCACAUGUACAUACGGUACAAUGCUGCUUCUGUCACGCUCUCCUUUGUGCCAAACUGUGUUUCUAGCAGACGUUUCUCUGUAAAAAGCUGCUGCUGUUGGAUCAGAAAAUGAGCUGUGAGCUGCAUUCUCUGAACUCAACAUGAGUCCAAAAACCCCCACUGUAAACAUGGUGAGUUGGAAGGUAAUUCCUGCAAAGAGUGCAGCUUCCACGGCCUGUACAUUUUUAUUUUUAUUUUUUUAAGUUUUAAUAUUACUUUUGAUGACGCUUGAAGUCUGCUCCGAACCUGCAUGUCCAGACGUCUUUUUCCUGCUCUGCCCCGCUGUUGUCAAUCCCAUUCACACACCUCGUCGUCCUUAUUUUUAUUCACUCACAAACUUAAAUUUGGAUUUAAAGGGUAAGCAAUUUUAAAUUAUUUCUAACCCCAAUUUUUUUUUACAACAAUCUUUAUACAACCCUGAAUCCGUAAAAGGGAAAAGAACAGUCUGCCCCCGAUCUGCAUGUUCAUCUCAUCGAAAAAUGGCUUACCCUGCCUUUAAUCGAGCUGCUUCCCCGGCUUUUAAUGAAAAUAAUUUAUUAAAGGAGGGCAUAAAAUUAGGAUAAUGUCUUCCAACCUGAUCUUAUGAGAGUCUCCAGAACAGCGUAACAUGUAUUUUGAUACGAUAUUGGUUUGUUUUCAAACAGAGCAGCUGCGUCAGCGCGUUUCACUGGGGGACAUUUGGAGCCAGUUCGACCUGAAUCUUCAGGUUACGGGUAGUUUUUCUAGUUUAAAAGGCCAAUUUUACUUUUAAUUGUAUUGGAAAAGGUGUUUUGAAUAGAUUUAUGGACUCAUCCGAGUAUUACAGCCUCAUUUCUUUUAUUUAUUUAUUUAUUUAUUCUACAUCAGUCUGUGUGAACAUUUCUUUCCACUGCCCUUUCUAGUCUGUUGUUACCGAACUGAGUUGUCAGUUUCUUUGUCCUCAGACUGUUCUGGCAGUCGUGUUAUUAUUAAUGUCAUUACAUUCAGUUUAGCCUUGGAUCUCUGAAAUGAAACUUUACUGAGCCUUUUAAGCAUUUGAUUUAAAGGUUAUUUUUAAAAACUGAAUUGUGGCAAAGUGCUGCUUUCUUGUGAACUGAUGUGUUGAGGCUUUUUGGUUAGUUCUCUGUAGUUUUACCAGCUGACGGACGAUCUGCUGCGAUCUGAGUGUAGAAACCUGGGAAGAGGCCAGCGUGAAGUGGAGGGGUGCAGGCGACGCGAGAACUGCUUUCAUUUGAAUAAAGGCGUUUUAAAAAUGUUGAAGUUUCUCACGUGUGUUCAGGCUAGUGCUGCUUUUUCAGUUAAAACUACAGCAUGAAACUUUACAUGUGUUCACGGUUUGCUUUGCAGUUUAGUCACCAACAGGUGCCUGGUGCUGGAAUCAGAACUCUACUGUGAACGGGAUUCAGGUUAGACGUGGAUGUUGUGGUUGCCGUGGAUACGUCUGAGAAUCAAAGCAGAGGGGGAGGAAAAAAAAUGAAUGAAAAUGGCUUUUAUCUCUGAUUUCAAAAUAGAUUUGUCCAAAAUUCAAAUUCAAAGUUUCUUUUUUUUUUUUUUUUUUAGAUUUGCUGAAAGUUCAAAUGUGUUUACUUCAAAUUUUUGGUCUCGCUUUAAAAACUAUAAAUCAAAAAGACUUAAGAGAUUAUGAUAUUUUACUUCUAGUAACACCAGCACUGUGGGUUGUGUCUUUGCUGCAUGAGAAUAAACAUUUCUAUUUGAUGGGUUUUUUGUUUUCAUACCCUUUUUCAUGAGUAGCUAAAGAGAUAAAACAUUUAAGUUUCACAGCAGAAUGUGGUGAAUUUGAAAGCGUUUUCAUAUCAGUCUUCUGGAUUCAGAACGAUGUGCUGAUUCAUGUGCACAAAUGUUAAAACUGUGAGUCACAAUGUUUCUUUUUGUUUGCUUUAUUUUAAGUUUAUUUGCACAGUGUUGUAAAUGUGAAUGUUGUUUUGAUACCUGACGGAAUUAUACGGCUUCUGUCACGUUUCUAUUUAUGAAAACAUUCUCUUAUCGCAAAGUCAUCUCAGCCAAUAUUUACUUGAUGUGACUAACUGAUGUUUAAGGCAUUUAUGAUUAAAAAUGGACAUGUUUCUACUCUCAACUGUCACAUGAAAGCAGGGUUAGAACUGUCCAGCCUUUGAAACGGCCAAAGGUUUUAUGAUUGUGUUGUAAUUGUUUUUCGUUUUAGGAGUUCUGCUGUUUACCGGGAUCAGAUUUACCCACAGACGCAUCCGUCUGUUUACCUGCCUGCAGUUUUAUCUGAUUAGUUUUUCAUGUGCACUGGUAGCAGGAUACAAGUUCCACACAUCUGGAUUUCACUUCCUGUCUCAUAGCGACCAAUGUUAAAACAUCGUAGCGCCAAGUUCCCCUUCCUCCAAUUAACAGGUCCAACUUCCUGCGAUGCCUAAAUUUAUUUCCCCUCCAUCCGAUGGUAAAAUAUUUUGGGUGGAGCUUAUAUCUCGUAUAUUCCUGUGUGGCAUCUGCUCGGCUUGUAUUAUCGCUCUCCUUCUCCUUCUUGCUCCUUUACUUGAUGAAUGUCAACGGUGGAGGUUUUAUGUUGUUUUUUUUUUCUUUCACAUAAUGACUUGGCUUUAUAAUGAAUUACUGUUCACUCCAAUAAAAUAUACAG
Cololabis saira (Pacific saury) is the source of this 5348-nucleotide messenger RNA. Its product is annotated as brain mitochondrial carrier protein 1-like. Bases 177 to 1037 code for a protein of 286 amino acids. The transcript is spliced from 9 exons. Gene Ontology annotation, cellular component: mitochondrial membrane. Gene Ontology annotation, biological process: mitochondrial transport. NCBI's taxonomy places the organism in Eukaryota, Metazoa, Chordata, Actinopteri, Beloniformes, Belonidae. The record is from RefSeq and is a predicted model, not a curated record.